CAGGGCUAGGUUCCUAUAAAGGAGGCCAGUUUUGGAGCAGGCGCUGAGCAGUGAGCAUCUACCCACCGUCCAGCCUCCUUCCACCCAGUUCAAACCAAACCAGUCAUCUUUACCCCCCAUCUCAGACCGGGCGUUAUCGUCAUUCUUAUUUUUUUUUUAUUAUUUUUUUCUUUCUAACCCAAUUUUUGGGUGUUUUUGUUAGAUUUUUUUUCCCGGGAAGUGCAGCCUUCUAACUCCACCGAGCCUUCUCAAAUGUAUAAAAUGGAGUAUUCUUACCUAAAUUCCUCUGCCUACGAGUCAUGUAUGGCCGGGAUGGACACGUCGAGCUUGGCAUCGGCCUAUGCGGACUUCAGCUCGUGCAGUCAAGCUAGUGGGUUUCAGUACAAUCCCAUCAGGACCACUUUCGGGGCCACCUCCGGCUGUCCGUCCCUCACGCCGGGGUCCUGCAGCCUGGGGACCUUGCGGGACCACCAGAGCAGCCCGUACGCCGCAGUUCCCUACAAACUGUUCACGGAUCACGGCGGAUUGAACGAGAAGAGAAAGCAGAGGCGCAUCCGGACCACGUUCACCAGCGCCCAGCUGAAGGAGCUGGAGCGGGUUUUUGCGGAAACGCACUACCCGGACAUCUACACCAGAGAGGAGCUGGCGCUGAAAAUCGAUCUGACUGAAGCCAGAGUGCAGGUGUGGUUUCAAAACCGGCGUGCCAAGUUCCGCAAGCAGGAGCGAGCAGCUGCAGCGGCCGCAGCGGCUGCCAAUAAGUCCGACUCCAGAGAUGAAGACAGCAAAGAAACCAAAACCACCGACCCCGACAGCACAGGAGGACCGGGACCUGUGCCCACCUCCAACUGCGGUGGUCCGAGCCCCACCGGAGGCCAGGUCAACACCACCGGCAACGGACAGGUGGACCAAGUGAAGACAUCCGUGUCCACCGGCAUGGGGGUGACAGCACCGAGCCAAGGCUGGGCCACCGCUCCGGGGACCAUCACCUCUAUCCCGGACUCAUUGGGCGGGCCAUUCGCCAGCGUACUGUCAUCUUUGCAAAGACAGAACGGAGCCAAAGCUACAUUAGUAAAGACCAGCAUGUUCUAAUGAAGCUGCACAGCGGGGAGAGAAAAACAAAGCAGAGGAAAAGUGAACUUUGCUCCUUCUCCGGAGACUGAAAAGCAAUUACCCAAGACAAACUCACGGACAAUAAAAAGCGGUUAAAAAGAAGAUGACAACUGUAUUAUUUUAUUUUUAUGCAUUGCGUCGUUUCUUGUGGUCAACUGACACUUUGCUGUAAAAAAAUAUCCAUCUUGACAAGUCAAAGUGUCCUAUAAUAAUAUGUUUAAACAAGGGCGAGUCGAGUGAAUGUUUAUACUUGACUGAAAAUAAUUCGGAAUAAAACAUUUCAGUGUGCUGAUCUCAAGAUGCCACUUGUGUUGAGACAUACGUUCGGAGCAAGGGAACAAACUGUCCCUCGUUUUCAGAACUAAUGAUAAAAAUCUAAACAUUUAAAACUUGUUAAGAUAAAUAUUUUAGGGCCACUUUGUGAGCAAACCGACGUCUGCGCACUGGAAACGCGCAGUGCCAUUAGUGAGCGAGCAGCGGAGCCUCGUCUCCUUAUGUCAGAGUUCAACAGCUGCUUUGUUAGAGACACGUUUGCCAUCCACGCCUGAGGAUGCUCUCUCACAAAUCCACGUCUGAAACAACAAAUAUCCAGCACGACGCCGACGCCUUUUUGCUUUUCUGUUGUCUAUAGACACAAGUUGUUGUGUGGAAAUAGCCUCUUCCAGCUGUCGUUUGGUUUCCAGGGCUGCUGAGAGUUUAGUUUCUUUAAAUUAUCGAUACAAACACAAUUACUUCCUCUAGAAAAAAAGGCACAAACUACUGCAAUGUUCACCUCUGACAGGAAAUCUGUAUGUUUCGUGUGUCUUUCUACGGCAGUGUUUUUGUGGCUCAAACUGUAUAGUGUUAAUACGUAUUACUGUCUCCUAUAGUUGAACCAUAGGCCAUACUCCCUGUAGAACAACCAUACAGAGUCUUUUUGAUGUUUUCCAAAAUCCCCUCGGAAGAAUUUAUUUUGGGUAAAAAUGGAUGCAAACAUUGUAUUUAUUUCUAUAUAAUUUGCAUGUUGUCUCUGUCUGAUUUUACAAUGAGUUCUCUCCCAUUUUGUGAGCAUUAUGUAACAUGCUUUGUCCAGGAUCUGAAAGUUAUUUAUAUGUAGGUAAUGAAUGCUUAUAUUUAA
Monopterus albus (swamp eel) is the source of this 2227-nucleotide messenger RNA. It is a transcript of the gene phox2bb, whose product is annotated as paired like homeobox 2Bb. Gene Ontology annotation, molecular function: DNA-binding transcription factor activity, RNA polymerase II-specific; RNA polymerase II transcription regulatory region sequence-specific DNA binding. NCBI's taxonomy places the organism in Eukaryota, Metazoa, Chordata, Actinopteri, Synbranchiformes, Synbranchidae. Gene Ontology annotation, biological process: regulation of transcription by RNA polymerase II; enteric nervous system development. The record is from RefSeq and is a predicted model, not a curated record.